Molecule: messenger RNA, 1029 nt
Organism: Protobothrops mucrosquamatus (brown spotted pit viper)
Lineage: Eukaryota; Metazoa; Chordata; Lepidosauria; Squamata; Viperidae
Product: nicotinamide N-methyltransferase
Exons: 3
Coding region: 33-818 (261 amino acids)
Cellular component (GO): cytosol
Molecular function (GO): N-methyltransferase activity
Source: RefSeq, a predicted model, not a curated record
UUGAUAUCUGCACACACAGAGACCACAUCGUGAUGGAAUUCACUGGAGGAGACAUUUACCAGAAUGCAUUUGAUCCCAAAGUUUAUCUGGAAUAUUUUCAUUUUGGAAAAGGGUCGGUAGAAGAUGAAUUCCUGGAGUUUAUUUUGAAAUGCUUUUGCAAAAUCUUUACUUCAGGGGUGCUGAAAGGGGGCACCCUAAUCGAUAUUGGCAGUGGCCCCACCAUCUACCAGCUGCUCCCAGCCUGUGGGUCCUUCGGGGACAUCAUAGCCACCGAUUAUCUGGACCAGAACUGCCAGGAAAUUACAAAAUGGCUGAAGAAGGAGCCGGAGGCUUUUGACUGGUCCUCGGUGGUGCAGUAUGUGUGCCAGCUGGAGGGAAACAGGGAGACAUGUGCAGAGAAGGAGGCCAAGCUGCGAAGAAGCAUCAAGCAGGUCCUCAGAUGUGAUGUCCACCAAAGCAACCCACUGGCUCCCAUUUCUCUGGCCCAGGCUGACUGCCUUCUGUCCACCGAGUGCCUGGAAUCGGCCUGCAAAGACCAGCCGAGUUUCCAGGCCGCCUUGAAGAAUCUCAGUUCUCUGCUGAAACUCGGGGGACACUUGGUGCUCGGUGGGGUUUUAGGGUGCACGUUCUACAGGGUAGGCCCUCAUAAGUUCUCCAGUAUGCUCUUCACGGAGGACAUGCUGAAAAACGGCCUGAGUGCCGCUGGGUUUGCCAUUGUAGAAUUCAAUGUGGAGCCCAGAGUUUUUAAGACCAAUAUGGAGGACUGUGAUUUCUCUGGAAAGUAUGUCAUUCUUGCCCGCAAGGACAAAGAAGUGUAAACCUUGGUGGCUUUAUUGUAUCCUAAAAGCCACAGCAUCACUUUGGAUCUGGAAUGUGCUUGUUCCAAGCCCGUCUCUACUGCGGUCUCGUCUCCGUUUUAGCUUUCUAAGUGUCACAUGAAGGCCAUGAUAAGCCAGCUUAUAGGCCAGUUGUGAGGUCACACCCUCAAUAAAGAUGGAAGAAGUUAAAAUAAAGCACUUUCUAAAACAA